Messenger RNA from Pocillopora damicornis (cauliflower coral), 933 nucleotides. RefSeq names its product adenosine receptor A2a. The record is from RefSeq and is a predicted model, not a curated record. NCBI's taxonomy places the organism in Eukaryota, Metazoa, Cnidaria, Anthozoa, Scleractinia, Pocilloporidae. Gene Ontology annotation, biological process: G protein-coupled receptor signaling pathway. Gene Ontology annotation, cellular component: membrane. Gene Ontology annotation, molecular function: G protein-coupled receptor activity.
AUGGCCACAACAAACGCAACAGCCGGUGUAACUCAGGCGAAAACAUUUAGAGAACUGGCAUGUUCUCCAUCUUUUGCUAGUGGAUUACAACAACAAUCAAAAUGUUUCUCAGCAGUUAAUAUUUUUUUCUCCAUCACGGCAUUUCUUGGAAAUUCUUUCAUCCUUGUUGCACUUCACAAAGAAUCUUCCCUUCAUCCGCCAUCCAAACUCUUGUAUCGUUGUCUGGCAAUAACUGAUCUGUUGGUAGGUCUUGUUAGCCAGCCUCUCUAUGCUACUUAUUGGAUGUCCUUGGUUUACGAAAACUGGAGUCUUUGUCGAUACGCAAUUGAUACCGUUUGCGUAACAGGCUACACAUUGUGUGGAGUUUCUCUGUUUACAAUGGCGGCCAUAAGCUUAGAUAGACUUCUCGCCCUGUUAUUAGGGCUGAGAUACAGACAAAUUGUAACGUUGAAGCGCACAUAUAUCAUUGAAGCCAUCUUUUGGAUUGUAUGUAGCGUCGGUGCUUUAUGUUAUUUGCUAGAUUACCGCAUAACCUUUUCGUGUGGCUGUUUCAUUAUUUCAUCUUGCCUACUAAUCUCAAUCAUCGCGCACUCAAAGAUUUUCCUCACUCUUAGUCAUCGACAGGCUCAAGUACAUGAUCAACAACAGCCGAGCCAAUCAAAUGCACUGAAUAUGGCGCGAUACAGAAAGGCAGUGUACAGUGCGCUGUGGGUGCAGUUAGCAUUUGUUAUUUGUUAUGUACCAUAUAGUGUAAUGGUUAUCACGCUUCAUUUCAGAAAGUCAUAUCCAUCACAUUCCAUCAAAGGAAUAGUGACGGUGUUUGCUUUCUUUAACUCUACUUUAAACCCGUUUCUGUACUGCUGGACGAUCAGUGAAGUAAAGCAAGCGGUAAAGCAGACAAUUAGGCAGGCAUCUUGCUUCUCAUGGAUCUAG